AUGUUAUCCCGUGUUUCAGUUUUCAAACCUGCCAGCAGAGGCUUUUCCGUCUUAUCAUCUUUAAAGAUAACAGAACAUACAUCAGCAAAACACACCGAAAAACCUGAGCAUGCUCCCAAGUGUCAGAAUUUAUCAGAUGCUCAGGCUGCAUUUUUGGACCGUGUUAUUCGUGUAGAUCAAGCUGGCGAAUUAGGUGCAGACUACAUCUACGCUGGCCAGUACUUCGUGUUGGCUCAUAGGUACCCUCACUUGAAACCUGUGCUAAAGCACAUAUGGGACCAGGAGAUACAUCAUCAUAAUACUUUUAACAAUUUGCAAUUGAAAAGGAGAGUCAGGCCUUCCUUAUUAACGCCUUUGUGGAAGGCAGGAGCCUUUGCAAUGGGGGCUGGUACCGCAUUGAUUUCUCCAGAAGCAGCUAUGGCUUGUACUGAAGCUGUCGAGACAGUAAUCGGAGGGCACUACAAUGGCCAAUUGCGAAACUUGGCCAAUCAAUUCAAUUUAGAAAGAACAGAUGGAACAAAGGGUCCAAGUGAGGAAAUCAAAUCCUUAACUUCUACUAUCCAACAGUUCAGGGAUGACGAGCUAGAGCAUCUAGACACCGCUAUCAAGCAUGAUUCGUAUAUGGCAGUUCCAUAUACAGUUAUCACUGAAGGUAUUAAAACGAUUUGCAGAGUAGCUAUAUGGAGUGCCGAAAGAAUUUAA
Molecule: messenger RNA, 702 nt
Organism: Saccharomyces cerevisiae S288C
Lineage: Eukaryota; Fungi; Ascomycota; Saccharomycetes; Saccharomycetales; Saccharomycetaceae
Gene: CAT5
Product: putative monooxygenase CAT5
Exons: 1
Coding region: 1-702 (233 amino acids)
Biological process (GO): ubiquinone biosynthetic process
Cellular component (GO): mitochondrial inner membrane; extrinsic component of mitochondrial inner membrane
Molecular function (GO): 3-demethoxyubiquinol 3-hydroxylase activity; monooxygenase activity; 3-demethoxyubiquinone 3-hydroxylase (NADH) activity
Source: RefSeq, marked reviewed